Messenger RNA from Camellia sinensis, 1451 nucleotides. Lineage: Eukaryota; Viridiplantae; Streptophyta; Magnoliopsida; Ericales; Theaceae. The record is from RefSeq and is a predicted model, not a curated record.
AAAAUUGGAGGAGGAAACAACCACCACUGGUGUCAUAAAAUGUAAUUGCCUUUAUAUGUUAAAACAGGAUGUGGAUUUUUUUAGAAAAAAAAAAGAAAAGAUAUACUGCUCUCUAGCCUAUAAUCGACUUCCAUUCAAUUAGCUAGAGCAUUAAUGCAUGCAAAUCGAAGUCUAAAUAUUCUUCAAUACUGAACUAAUAUUGACUAAUAUUGACAUCAGCUGUCCUAUACUUUUAUUGGAUCUGUUCACUCGCCUCAAAUUGAAAGAUCUUCAGUUUAUGGACUUCAAUCUUAAUGUUCCAGAAUUAAGUUUUUCAAUUUCUCCGGUAGAGCUUCCUAUUAUUUUAGUGUUUUAUACACUCUCAUCCUAUGAAUCCAAUUCUGUUAGAAAUGGUAGUCACAUAUGGAACAUAGCUGCAAGCAGAAUCAGUUCUCUGAUUUCUACUCGUAGAUGGUCAUUGUAUAAAUUGGUUGGUAUUGUGUGUUUGUGGUUACAGUAUGUCAAUGCUUAUGAGAAUCUACUUAUAUUAGUUGGAUAUCCUGUGGACGACAUUAUGAAAAGAUCUUCUGUUAAGAUGUCUGAGGAUGACAUAUUUGCAAUAGCUGUUAAAAAACAAUGGAGGAGUGUUUCUGAAAUUGAAAAGAAGCUGCCUGCUGAGGCUAUUGCAUGGGCACGGCGAAUAGCUCGUUACAGAGCAGUAUUAAGUAUUCAACAGACGAAGAAUUGUUCUAAUAAAUUGCUAGUCACCAGUCGCUUCAAAUUCUUCAGUAGGGUCCUUAUACUCCUAAAACUUAUUUGGAGUGUUAUAUGCAGAACAUUCAACUCAUUAAUAAGCUUGCUUCUGCAUAUAUUUUUUGCUGAUCAUCCACAGAUUGAUGAACAGUUUGGAGUUGUUUCUGAAGAUUUUUGUGCACAAAGUUGCUUCAGUGUAAGCAUGGGAAUAAUUUCAAUUUUUAUCUCCCCAGUGAAUAAGGUUCAGUCUCUUGUUGGUGGGGAUCCAAUCUCAGAUGUUGGGAGCUCAUCCUCGGAUUUAUUUUCAUGUUGUGUUUCAAUUGAUGGGUUCGUCUUAAUGUACACAGAAAACAUUUUUGAACAGUGUUUUUCCAUUUCAUGUGGGCCUUUGAAGGUUACGUCCUCGUCUCCUACUGAAGAUGGCUCAAAGAAUAACAAUAGUUAUCUGAAAGAAGCAUGUUAAAAUAUUUUUUUUUUCUGACUUUUUCUACAAUUUCAAAGCUUCAGAAAUGACUAAUUUAUUUAAAUUGUUCUUCCAGGUACAAAACCUUCUUCAACAGAUGGCAUCCAGACCAGUGAAGAUUACAGAUUCUAUGCUAUAUCAACUGGGUUCAGUGAAUUUAGUAUCAAGGACAAGACAUCAAAUUAAAUCAAAACUCAAGGGGUUUGUCUUAAUGUUUUUCCUGUUAUUUUUUGGCGAAUGUUAAAACAUAAUUUGU